AUGGAUGACCCGACGCUCCUCAUCCAUUGGCUCUUCAGCUGCCUGGCCUUGGCGGUCAUGUUCGCCAGGCUAGUCUGGAGGAAGAUAGCCAGGCAGGAGUACAACCUGGGCGACUAUCUCACUAUCGCCGCCUGCGUCUGCGCACUGACUCGACUUGGCCUCAUUCAUGUGGUGUUGACCUGGGGGACGAACAACGUGACGCCGAAAUAUCGAGACUCGCACAACUUUACAGACGAAGAGAUCUACAGACGGGAGAUCGGCAGCAAACUGUCUCUCGUCAACCGGAAGCUUGUCUUGUUGGACGUCUACCGUCGUCUCAUUCUCAACUUGCGAUAUGAGAAGAUCACCAUUUGGUCCUUUUCCCUCAUUUUCUUUGGCACCUACGUCGCCUGCCAGGUGACGACCUUCAGCGAAUGCAACCCCUUUCACCUUUACUGGCAGGUUCUGCCUGACCCUGGAUCAUGUUCUAAGGCCCAGCUUCAACUUGUUGUCGUUGGAGUUCUUAACAUUGUGACCGACUUCAUGCUUCUCGUUCUCCCGAUUCCAUUGGUCGUCUCCCUCAAGACCCCUUGGCAGCGAAAGAUCCAACUCUACGCCCUAUUCACCCUCGGAAUUUUCAUCAUUGCCAUCACCGUCAUCCGCCUGCCGAUCAACAUCAACAACAAGGACCUUCAGACCAACCGCACGACAUGGGCCAGCACCGAGCUGCUCACCGCGGCAAUUGUCGUCAACGCCCCGACGAUCUACGGCAUGUGGAACAAGAGGAGGCAGAAGAAGUCGUCAGGAAAAUCAACCAACCCAUCAGGUCUUCACUACUACGGCGGCGGCACCCACGCAUCGACGGUUCAUCGAUCGACUGUUCGAGCCCAGGGACCGGAGGAGUCGUUCGCGAUGAACUCCACAAGGCGCAAAAUGGGUCCCAUGGAGGGAAUCAUGCAAACAAAAGAGGUCAUCGUUUCAGAAUUUCGGCAAGAUGGAGACCACCGUAUAAAUGGACGAUAUGAGAAUCUCCCGGAUGAUGUGGAGAAUGCAUCCAAUCAUUCGAGCCAACACGGCAUUUUGAAGAAGUAA
This is a messenger RNA of Colletotrichum chrysophilum, 1071 nucleotides long. RefSeq lists its product as uncharacterized. The record is from RefSeq and is a predicted model, not a curated record. NCBI's taxonomy places the organism in Eukaryota, Fungi, Ascomycota, Sordariomycetes, Glomerellales, Glomerellaceae. Bases 1 to 1071 code for a protein of 356 amino acids. The transcript is spliced from 3 exons.